CUCUGUAAUACCGUGUGGUCUGUUUCAGUCAGGCCCGUUGAUGUCUGGGGACUACGGGAUGUCACAGUCAAGGUGAAGGAACGCCUCAGGCUGGUGUGUCGGUGUAGUGGCAAUCCUCUGCCAGCUAUGCUGUGGUUGAAGGAUGGCGCAAGGAUCAAUGCCACGAGGAAUACGAGGAUACAGUACAAAAAGAAGAGGUCCUCGUUGCUGAUCCCCCGAGUGCGUGUAGAGGACGCUGGUCGUUACGAGUGCAGAGCAAUCAGCGUGAGAGGCGAGAGUAUGGCGACCUACGCCGUGGUCACCGUCCACCCCGUCAAACCUUCCCAAGGCACAGACAACACGACGACACUGUGGCCUCUAAUGGGGAAUCCCUGCCCCAUAGAAACGUAUUGUCUCAACGGUGGCACCUGCACCUACUAUGAAACAGUAGCGGAACUUGUCUGUCAAUGCGCGGACGGAUUCAAGGGCCAGCGCUGUGAGAGCAAAGACGUCUUUAACCGAAGCAACAUUGUAGAGAGUAAGUGGUCGACAGAGGGUUGGUGGCAUCGCCGCAGUCGACAAGAGCGUCAUCGUCGCGCCCGCAGGGAGCGCUAGAACUAGCUACCGAUUCCAGCCCCCAAACAGCUUGGACCCUAGAGUCACCGACUCGAAUCUUUGGACUAGACUGAAUUACUUGUAGAUUAUUAACAUGCGAAACUGGGGAUGCCUAAACAAUACUAAUAUUAAUACUACUUUCAUGCAAAUGUGGAUCACCUCCAAUUGUUAUAAAGAUUUUUCCAUAAACUUUUGAGAUGUCGGUGGGUGUUUUGUGAGAAGAAUGUCACUUGCAGACAUUAUAGCACCCGGUCUAAAUGUUAAGGGGACUCAGUUAGCAGAAGGAGUAACAGGGUUGGUCGUGGGGCGGGGAGACGCCUGCUGCUGGUGUGACGAGCGUCUUGACGUGAUAUGGAGAGACUCGCCCUACCCCCAUCAUUCUAGUCAAUAGUAGUGCGAGCUUCAUGCUAGUGCGCUGGUCAAUACUGUAUUAGAAUCUACUGUAUAUACAAGAAACUUAUUAGCCAAUUUGUGUACUUCUCUUAGACUAGGAAAAUAUUGUGAUAUUGCAUACUACACCUCACUGUUGGAUUGUGUUAUGCUCUAUGUAAUUUAAAAUGGCAUCAUUUGUUAAAUUAAUAUGUUAUUUUUGUAUUGCACAAUAAAUUAUAUGUAUUUGAAAUGUACGGGUCGUAUUUGCCGUACUAGUAUUUUAAAUGGGCACUGAUAUAAUUUUGAAUAGUAAAAUGAAUAUUUCGAAUAUAAUUGUUUAAUUAAAUGCAUUAGAAACCGUUUAACAUGUUUGCAACACAUGUUGCUAGCUUUAACACUGCAUUGUCAUUGUAUAAAAAAGGUUUCGAUGUCUUGUCUAAUUUAAUUAAUUUUAAGUAAACGAUGCUACUACUAGAUGUUAAUUCCAAGAAAUGGAUACUGCCAUGAAACUAAACCGAAUAAGUGCUUCAUAUUGUAAAUCGUGGUACGUUACGCACAAAUAUAUUUUUACUAAAUAUACUAAAUUACUAGUUCUAGGUUUCCCUAAACAACACAGUCAAUCAUCGUGGCAAAUCAUAUUUAAGUAAUGGUUUUUACGUUGUAAAUAGAAAUCUUCGUUCUAGACGCAAGCUGUUAGUAUUAGUUAUUCGUUUAAAUUAUUUAAUUGUUAUAUUACUUUUCAACUGAGACCACGGUGACUGUAUAUAUACGGUAUUUAAUCCGGUAGGGUAUUUAAACAUGUAAAGGUAUUGUAUAAAUGACUGUGAACGUAAUACUAUAUUUAUUGUUAGUACGUUAACUUAUACAUUUGUAUAUAUAUAGACGAGUGUAUAUAUUAAGGAAGAGUUCAGUAUUAUUUCCACUUACUGCACACUGUCUGUCAGGACCUCUACUGCCUACUGCCCGCUGUCCGCUUAUAACCUCUAUCUACCCCUAUCCUAAGCUGUGUGUCCUAACUAUUGUUACACUGUUAUUUCGUUGUUACUUCUUGGUUGUAUAGCAUCUCAUAUUAGUGUUGUGUAACUCCGCUAAAUCACUGGUAUGUCCUGAUAACUGUUGUCAGUUACAAAAGUAACUAUUACACACGUCAAUUGCCGAUAUGUGUAUAAGACGUUCGGUUUUUUCAGCAAUUUAAAUAUAAGUCUAUAUAAAAACUUAAGAUGUUAUCUAUGUCAUAAUUAUAUAGAACUAGUAACAACAGCUAUUUUCUGAGACAGCUUUUGGUGUAUGUAGAUAAAUGCCUAUAGGCUAUUUUAUAUAAAAUCAUUUUGAAUUGAAAGUAUUAGGGUCUGUCCACUACCUAAAUAUUUACCGUUAAAUUAAAUAAUUAAACUGUAUUAAGUGGAAAUUAAAGGAAAACUAUAAAAAAAAUUUAUUUUAAAUUUUUAUUAACCAAUGUACUUAAUUUUUAUUGCAGUAACAAAAUAUUGAAUAUUGCCUAGUUAUCAAAUAUUUAAUGUGAAGUUGAGUUCUAGGAUGCAUUAUUACACACAACCUUUUUGAAACAUUAAAAUCUACAAUAACUUUUCAGUUCCAAAUAGAUGUUAUUAAUGAUGUUCAUUGAUAAUUUUAAAUGAACUAAUGAAAUGACACAUUCAAUUCAUAGAAAUGAUGAACAAAAAGCAAUAAUAUUUUAAUUGAAUUAUUAGAAAACUAAGAUGUUAGUAUUUGUAGUAUUAUGUAUAGCAGAAUUAAACGUUAGUAUUGCAAAUGAUAACUUUUUGCAACUGCAUUGUGACACUUAGUAUAUACUAGACAAAACAAAGACUUAAUUUGUAUACUAGAUUAGCUUUUUACAUCUUCCAGAUCUCUCUUGGAUUUACGUGGUUGAACAUUUGAUCCGGAUUUUAGUAAGGUCGAAGUAAAGACCAAAGAGCGUAGUAGACGAAACAGCCGUUUUAAAAGUGCUAAUUAACAACUACAAGAAACAAACAAAAGGUACUUUCGGAUGUUGCAACUGCUUAAUUGGUCUAACUGUAAUUAGAAACAGUUAAAACAAUACAAACAGAUUCGCUCCUGGCGCCCAAGAGAUUCUGGAAUUUGUGUGUGCGUUUUUAUUUAUAUGUGGUAUGAACUGCAAAAAAAGGUUCCUAUUUCAAGCAUUGACAAUAAGCUAUCGCCUUAUAUGCCUGUUGUAAUCGUUGUUUUUCCAUCUAAUAUGGAUAACUGUCAGUAAUUAGACUUACAGGAGGAGCCAUGAUUAGUAACGGUGCAAUAAGUGCUUCAAGAACUAAAAUUGUUCGCCCUAGAGUCAUCACAUCGUAGAUACAAAUUAAAUAUUUCGUUUUAUAGAAAACUGAUUUUAUUUUAAUUGUAUAUUAUUUAGAAUGCUGUAAGUGUAAAUCAUUAGCAGUGGCGUCACUAAUAUACAUACUUCUGUACUCUACUUUUUUAACAGCUCCUCCUGUACAAAAUACAUGUUUUCAGAUACUCCUUUUGAAAAGUGUACAUCAACUAAUGAAUAUAGUACAUUUUAAUUGUGUUCAAACAUUUUUCAAAAACUAUGUAACAGUAAUAUAACUAUGUAACAAGUGGUCGAAGAUGUGACCCGGUGUGGAGGGUCUGUGGAUCUGGCGGAAGACAGGGUGGCGUGGAAGAGGCUCAUAGACGAAGCAAAGAAUCGACUGAGAUUUGUUACGCCCCGGCAGUAAGUAAGUUAUGUAACAGUAAGCUUGAAUAUUGGCGAAGACUUCGUCAUUUAAAAUACCACUAUACAUAUAAAAAACCUAUUUUGGUCCUUGUUACAUAAAACUACAACAGAAAAUAGUUUAGGCUACGUUAUUUUCUCACGACUAUUUGUUAUAUCACAUCAUCAUUGAACUAAGUGUUGAAGUAAACAAAUUUUCCCACAAAUAAAGCCCUAUUCCUACAAAAUACGUAAAUAUGAAGCAAUUUACAACUUUAAUAUAAGACCUUUUACUUUAUUCAAAACAUAAUAUCCAAAAAAAGCUUUCCACUUUUUAUCUAAAAAAAUGGAACAAGAAGUGUUUGCUUUCCCGAUAUUGAUAUAUACUUGUUUUAUUGUUUGAAUAAACGUGCAUAUGAUCUACUGCGCUAUUUGAUUCAAUUAAGUAGCCUACUAACAAUCCAUCCUAUAGCCAAUAGUCAAUUCAUCCAUAGCCUAAGAAUCCUCUUACAAUUCAUUUUAUCGUAGACUAACACAAAAGUGACAAAUUUGGUAUUGGCCAUGUAAAUGUUUUAAACAAAAUUGCCAUCCAAUUUUAAUAUUAUAACGAGAACACAAUUUAUAAAUAACGAUAUUCGGUUUCUAUUAUUUCAUCAGCGAAAUGUCUUUGCUUCAAGCAAAAAGAAAUAAAACAGAAAUACAACAAAAACAAUUUAUUCAAUAAAUUUUUAGCAUGUACUAUUACAACGUGUAUCAGGAUUUCUCCAAAAUGAUAUAUUUCUUUCAUGAUAAAUAUAUUUAGUUUUAUCUUAUUUUUAAUGAGUUUCAAUUAAUGUGUAAGUUACCUUUAAUACAUCGCAGAUUUCUUAAAUAUUACUGAUUAUAGCUACAUAACUAAGUACUAUGUGGAGCUUUGUGUUUUCAAAAUUUAACUUAUAUUGCUGGGAGAUUAUCGAUAUUGGGAGUUGAUCUUUUGUAGAUGAUUACAAUUAAUAUAUAUUUGAAAAAAAUUAAAAUUAAUAAUGUAAAAUUAAUUUAUAUGUUGUUUCAAAAUGUUAAAAAAAAUGGUUUCGUCUAUUCCAAUUAUCCAAAGUGGAACAUGGAAUUAUCCCAAAUAGUUAAUAAAGAUCGGGUCAAAUAUUUCCUGUGGGGAUAACAUAUACGUGAAAAACAGAAACUCCUGUUACGAAUUGUUUGCACAUUGAUUUUAAUAACAUUAUGCAUUUAUAAUGGAUUUGUAAAUAACUGUACACAUUGAUAAUAUUUAAUAAAUUAAAUCUAUACCUCAGUACAUUUCCAGCCAAUCUGUCUAUUAAAAUUGUAGGUCAAUAUUCCCUGAAAGUGUUCCUAUAUCAUAAUUUUUGGGUCAUCUAACUGUCUUAUAAUAUAUAUAUAUAUAUAUAUAUAUAUAUAUAUAUAUAUAUAUAUAUAAACUCAUAUAACUAUAUGAGUAAAAAGGGAUAUCUUUAUGAUUCAUUUCCCCCCGUUUGUGAAAAACCGAUAAUUGUAAUCUUAAUCUACAUUUGGUAGCAUUGUGUAGAUUCCAAUCAGUCUGUAAGCCUGGUUUGCCCUGUUGCGGGGUCCAAGUAGUGUAGUUUACAUUAAUUAAAUAUCAUAUGUUCAGUAUGGUGACUCAAAGCUCUGAUUUUAAGCAUUACGUAACAAAAUUUAAUAUUUUCGUAUACUUAUACUCCAAUUGUAACUUUUUUUGAAAGAUUGAAAACUAUGAAUAGGUAUGUUAUAUUACAAGAAAAUUAUGAAUGGUAUUUAUCUUCAGGUAAAUGUAUAUCUACCUAUCGAUUAAGCUUACAUAAUAGUUUGGUCCUUUACUACUACAGACAAUAAAUAACUUGUUGGGAUUAUACGUUUUACUAAAUUAGCUGUUUUACAAUAUUAUAAUUACUAAAGACCAUUACUACAAUUACCCAUAAAACCAGCUAAAUGUGUGUAGGUUGAUGUACACUUUUCAAUAAGGUUCUCGAUUUCUAUUAGGUACAUAUAUAGUUAGUUGAUUUAAAGUUUUCUUGCCACUAAUCUCUGUGUAAGUUAUGCUUUUAGGCUUCCCUGUAACUUGUAUUUAUAUUUUGAAUAUUUGUAUAUUUAUUGAUUAAUUUUAUAGAAUUUAUGUUCGUUUUAUAGUCAAAAUAUACGUUUAAAUUGUU
Messenger RNA from Homalodisca vitripennis (glassy-winged sharpshooter), 5814 nucleotides. RefSeq names its product pro-neuregulin-2, membrane-bound isoform-like. The record is from RefSeq and is a predicted model, not a curated record. Gene Ontology annotation, molecular function: signaling receptor binding. Bases 127 to 594 code for a protein of 155 amino acids. The transcript has 8 exons. NCBI's taxonomy places the organism in Eukaryota, Metazoa, Arthropoda, Insecta, Hemiptera, Cicadellidae. Gene Ontology annotation, biological process: intracellular signal transduction; animal organ development; nervous system development.